AUGUCGUCCACCAAAGAGCUCAACAUCGUCGUCCUCGGCGCCUCCUGGGCCGGCCUGGGCGCCACGCACUACAUCAUGAAGCACGUUCUGCCCACUCUGCCUACCCGCAACGGCGAGAAGUACCACGUCUACUUGGUUAGCCCGUCGAGCGACUUCUUCUUCCGCGUCGCCAGCCCGCGCGCCGUCGCCUCGUCGCAGCUCAUGCCGCACUCCAAGUUCUUCUUCCCCAUCGAGCCCGGUCUCAAGCAGUACGACAGCAGCAAGUUGACCUUCCUCAUCGGCGCCGCCACCGCCUGGGACACGGCCGCCCGCACCAUCACCGUCAACUCCUCCGCCGACGGCCGGGAGCAGAGCCUGCCAUACCACGCCCUGAUCGUCGCGACGGGCACGCGUGCCCCCAGCCCGCUCUUCAGCCUGCAGCACGGCGGCUCCGAGGAGACAAAGAACGCCCUCUUGGCCGCCGAGGAGCGCCUCAAGACGGCCAAGAGCGUCUUCGUCGGCGGCGGCGGCCCCGUGGGCGUCGAGACGGCCGGCGAGAUCGGCGAGGCCCUGAACGGCAGCCCCGGCUGGUUCGCCUCGGGCCCGCCCAAGAACCAGAAGGUCGUCAUCACCGUCUCGACCGACAAGGCCAAGAUCCUGCCCGUGCUGCGCCCCGCCCUGGCGGAGAAGGCGGAGCGUUUCCUCGCUCGCGUCGGUGUCACGGUCAAGAAGAAUGCGCGUGUUGAGAGCACCGAGGUCAACAAGGAUGGCACCACCAAUGUCACUCUCAGCACCGGCGAGGUCCUCACCGUCGACGUCUACAUCCCUGCGACUGGCGUUACGCCCAACACUGAGUUCGUGCCGAAGAACCUCCUGAACGAGAGGGGCUACAUCCAGACGAACAGCACCACUCUCCGCGUCGACGAGGCCGGCCCGCGUGUCUUCGCGCUGGGCGACGUCGGCAACUACACCCGUGGCGGUAUCAUGGACUUGGACAGCUCGACGCCCGUCGUCAUGACCAACCUCUCCCGCGACCUCCACGCCUUCGCCGAAGCCGGCGGCGAGAAGCUGGACGCCAAGCCCAAGGGCCCCGACCGCGAGUACAAGCCCAACUUGAAGGAGACGCAGCUCGUCCCAAUCGGCCAGAGCAAGGGUGUUGGCUCCAUCUUCGGCUGGAAGCUGCCUAGCAUCUUCGUCUGGUUGAUCAAGGGUAGGGAGUACUUCACCAACAUGGGCCCGCCGCUGGUGGAUGGCUCGAAGUGGAAGAAGGAGAGCAGCUGGAAGGCUAAGGAGGUGUAG
Molecule: messenger RNA, 1278 nt
Organism: Lasiodiplodia theobromae
Lineage: Eukaryota; Fungi; Ascomycota; Dothideomycetes; Botryosphaeriales; Botryosphaeriaceae
Product: Apoptosis-inducing factor 1
Exons: 2
Coding region: 1-1278 (425 amino acids)
Cellular component (GO): cytoplasm
Molecular function (GO): electron-transferring-flavoprotein dehydrogenase activity; flavin adenine dinucleotide binding
Source: RefSeq, a predicted model, not a curated record